This is a messenger RNA of Vigna radiata var. radiata (mung bean), 1272 nucleotides long. RefSeq lists its product as uncharacterized. Lineage: Eukaryota; Viridiplantae; Streptophyta; Magnoliopsida; Fabales; Fabaceae. Bases 374 to 859 code for a protein of 161 amino acids. The transcript has a single exon. The record is from RefSeq and is a predicted model, not a curated record.
CACCCAAAAUUUGGUAUCCUUCAAAAUGUCUUUUCUUUUAUCUCUCGCAAACUGGUUGGCCUGUGUUUUCUUCUAUCUUUCGGUAAUUUUAUAUAGUUGCUGAUAACAUACUUUUUUGGAGUUACAAAAGCACAAUGAUUAUUGAACUGUAAAGGUUGAAAGAAAGGAAAGAAAGGAGAAAAGUAAAGAGUCAAUGAGAAAGAAAGAAAGAAAUUCCGCGUUUUGGACACCAGUUCUCCAUAGAAGCCAAAAUUCGCGUCAGUCCAAGAUUUCUAAACAUUCCCCCUUACCUAAACCCUAUAUAUGCUUCACUCCCAUCUUCUACCACAAAAUCAACCCUCUUUUUUCUAUUCCUUCUUAACGUUAUAAGUCUAUGGGGAACGCUAUUUCUUCUUCUUCUUCUUGUAUCUCUAACGGUGUAAGUAUUCGGAACAUUUUGAAGAGAAGAAAACCUACGAAAACAGCAAUUCUGUUGGAGAGUGGUGGGAACACUCGGGAGAUCAAGCUACCAGUGAAAUCGGGGGAGCUAAUGAUAGAAGAAUUCGGCCACGUCGUCACUCCGUUGGACGAACUCCGUAGAACGGGACGGGUUUCUGCUUUGUUGCCCGAAGAGGAGCUUGUGGCAGGGAAGGUUUACCUGCUGUUGCCGGUUAGUAGGGUCCAUUCCAAGGCUUCAAAGUUUGAGAUGGCCAUUGCAGAGGCACAGAGUAGCCACAAAAAGAGGACAAGGGGAACCAACAUGGCUAAGGUUUCACCCUCACUCAUUUCGAGGUCAAGUGAAAACGAAGUUACCGUUUCCCCUCCUCGUUCUGGGAAUCAAGUACGAUGGAAUCCCGUUUUGGAUACUAUCUUUGAAUGAUCCAUUUUGCUGAAUGAUGCCAAGUUCAUAAUUAAAACGUGGAGCAAUGCUGACAAGGCAUUUUGUUCAAAUUAAUUAAAAUUUAUAACUGUUGGAUUUCAUGUACAAAUAGUGUUACUAAAACUCCUCUUGCAAAAAGAAAAAUCUCCACUUUAGUAUUGGAUUAGAGUGUGGAGAUCCAGUCCGGAAAUCACUUUAGUGGCCCAAAGUUUUAAGGCUUAAAGCCCAUAUAAAUAUAAGCCCCAUUCCCAUCAGAAAAGGUUGAGGGUUUUUUUCAUAUGUUGCAAAACAUGCUUUUUUGAAUAAAAUUUUCUGAACAAGUUUUUCAACACAUAAAAUUGUGUUUUGGAACAAAUUAUUUUCUCUUUUUCUUCCUCUCAAGGAAUACAGUGACAGUGGAAUAUAAUAUAAUA